AUGCCGCACCGGCAAGGGCGAUGGGGGGCAAGGGCGCUGGAGGAGCUGGCGGGGGCGGUGGAGGUGGCGGUGGAGGCGGCGGAGGGGGUGGGGGUGGCGGUGGGAGUGGUGGUGGGGCUGGGGGCGUUGGUGGCGGCGGUGGAGGCGGAGGCGGCGGCAGCGGUGGCAGUGGGAGCGGAGGAGGCGGCGGUGGCGGAGGUGGCGGCAGCAGCGGUGGAGGCGGUCGGGGUGGCUCUACGCAGCGGGGCGGCUUCAGUGGUGCGGGGUGGGGGUGCUGGUCCCUGUGCCUACGUCCUGCGUACCGGUGACCGCACUGGUGAGACGUGCGGUGGCCCACACACCACCCAGCGCUGCUUCGGCCGCUUGACAGACGCUUGGCGUCUCCAGUUCCCUGACGCCAUUGAGAUCCCUCGCUGGGGCGAGCUAUUUAGGUCGGGGGUUGCUAUCUUUGAUCUUGAUUAUGAUGCUAUUCUUGCUGCCAUUUUUGCUGUGUCUACUAGUGAUGAGGGUGACUGUUACCUGUGUGUCCCGCCUGACCCGGGCAUUGAGGCUGCUGCUCUAGGUGCUGGUGAGGCUGCUCCUCUAGGUGCUAGUGCGUCUGCUGCCCCAGGUGCUGGUGAGUCUGCUCUCUCAGGUACCACAUCAGCGUCCUCCUCUUGUCCCCGAUUCUACUCUUCCUGCUCUUCCUGA
This is a messenger RNA of Closterium sp. NIES-65, 690 nucleotides long. The record is from the annotation of a GenBank genome assembly. NCBI's taxonomy places the organism in Eukaryota, Viridiplantae, Streptophyta, Zygnematophyceae, Desmidiales, Closteriaceae.